CCCAUUAAGGCUACACAUUAACUAGCGGUCACAUUCAAACCACUGCUCGACACUGUUAUUCGAAAUGGCUGUGCUGUGAUUGAAGAUAACGGGUAAGAAGAUCACUUGAGUCAAAAGGUUCUGGGUUAAAAUCUCGACUUAGGCUGCUUCAUUUGGAGUUUGCAUGUUCUUACCAUGUUUGUGUGGGUUUUCUUUAAGGUUAGUUGAAGACUCUCACGUGUCGAUAGGUGUGAAUGUUAGCGAAGAUGAUUUUCUAUAUGUGUUCUGCAAUUGGCUGGCAAUCAGUCCGGGGUGUAUCUCGCCUCUUGCCCAAAACGUAGGUUGGAAUCGCUCCAGCUCACCCGCGAGCCUAAUGAGAACAAGCAAUGGGUGGAAUGGAAGAUCACUCAUGGAGAAAUUAAAAGCACCAAAUGAUGUGCUUCUUAAGUCAAACUGUUUCCAGAAUGACAAAGCAAUAAACACAAAUACCUCCUUCAGCAAAGUUUAACAAUGCAAUGAAACUCAAACACUGCGGGGCUGAAGAGAAAUGAAGGUUUUGCAUGCAUGUUAUUGCACUAUUACUGGUAAGCCACAUUUCCACCGAGCGGCACAGUUUUGGUCGGUUUACUACAGUGUAGGUUCGGAAUGCUAAGUUAGCCCUUAACACGUUCCACUGUGUGUUGUGUGUAGGCGGGAUUGGUUUUCAAGUGUUACAAACAAUUCAAGGUGAAGAAUGUCAAAGAGGCCCGUGCAUUGUUGGAUUUAUGAAAAUAUGUUGACACCUGCGAGCUAAAGGCGCAUCAGCACUAGCGAGUAAAAUGCCGAAUGUAAAAUGAGUAAGCUAUACAGUAAGGAAUGCCAAAUAACAGGGGGGAAACCCUGCAGGAAUGUUCAAGGGGGCGAGAGAGUGCACUAUAACAUUUUUCGGGUCUCAAAUGAAGGCCGUGGUUGGAUUUGCGCAACGCAGCCUCGUCAUGGGGAUGGCCGCCCUAUCAGAGACAGCCUGGGUGGGUGGGUGGAGUCACGGAGGCCCAUGACAGAAGAAAGCGUGCGCUACAGUGAGUAGGGAAAGCACUUCCCUGGUCAGCAGCAAGUUGGUGCGAUUGCAAAAACAACAACAACAACACAAGGACACGACGACGGAGAGCGCCGAGGGACGCUCGGUUGUAUGGCACCUCAGGUGUGCGUCAUGAAUCCUGCGCAGGGAUCGCCACCUUCGGCCGCACCGGGGGACACUGCCGCGGAGGAGCGCGCCUCGGGGGGAUCCGCACCCGAGCAGCUCGACCCGUCACCUGUCGCCAGGUGGAAAGGCAAAAGCGCGGAUCUGCCUUUCAGCGUGGAGUCGCUCAUAUCGGACCGGACGCACGCAAGAAAUCAACAAUCCACGGAGCCCGGCGUGCGGAAAGAAGAGGACACGGGGCGCACUUCGCCAGUGGAACUUCAUCGGUUCAAAGGAGAAAAUGUCGACGUCGACGUCAACGACAAGGACAGCAGCCCCUGGUCACAGUCUGCCUACACAUCACCUCCCAGACUCCCCAGCCCGAGCCACUGCAACUUGCGCAAACACAAGAACAACAGGAAGCCCAGAACUCCGUUCACGAGCACUCAGCUGCUGUCCCUGGAGAGAAAGUUCCGUCAGAAACAGUACCUGUCCAUCGCCGAGAGAGCGGAGUUCUCCAGCUCCCUCGGCCUCACAGAGACACAAGUGAAGAUCUGGUUUCAGAACCGCAGGGCCAAGGCCAAGAGACUGCAGGAGGCCGAGUUGGAGAAACUCAAGCUGGCCGCCAAGCCGCUGCUGCCGGCUUUCGCCUUCCCCUUCCCCCUGAGCGCAAACAUGGGCGCACCGGCCCUCUACGGGGCUGUGAACGGCCCGCGGGCCGCCCUGCCGGCACCAGGACUAUUCGGUGGAGCCUACGGGAUGUACUACUUGUCUUAACAACCAAUUACAUUGGACACAUUUGUGUGAGUGUGUGCCUUUGCCUUUAAAAUCGCCUCCUCUGCCACAAAGCAACAAACGUUAUCUUACGAAAAAAUAUAUUUGAGAAUAUUUAUUUAGUUAAAAAGAAAAAUCAUAUAGAUUUGUUUCAACAAUGAAUUCCACCAAUAGUGAAUAAUACAAGCAAUGAAAUAGCCGUUAUAUGAUGUUACAUUUGACUGGCCAAAUGCACAAGAGCAAAAGGCACAACUUUUAAAUCUUGUUGCAAAUAAGGUGUGUUUUAUCAAAAUUAUAUUUCUUAAAAACAACAGUCAAUUAUAUAAGACUGAUAGUAAAAAGUUGAAAUUGCGCUAAUUCUGUCAAUGUGUACAAACUAUGUGAUGAUUAAUUCUGUUUUUAGUUGUACACUUGCUAAGUGUAUUUAUGUAGACUUUGAACAUGAUUUACAAGCCAAAAAUGUAUCAUGUGACCUUCCUUAAAUUGUCAUCCAAAGAUAAGUAGCGUCCAAUAACUGGCAAAAUGCAAUAAAUGUAUUUAAAUUUAAAAAGCACCCAAUCUUUCCACAUGCAUGCACACCAUUAUGCAAGUCAGUACAUGUCUCCCCCACAUCAUUUUUUCACCAUUGACUUUUAAAUGUAAAAUUCACUUCAAAGGUUUUAUUUUUUUGUGAGCAGUUGUUUGAAAAGCUUUUCCAAGACAACAGCAGGCACCAUUUGUACUCGGAAAAAAAAGUUGACAACUUAUUUUAUACUUAAGAGUGAUCAAGAGUGUAUUUUAUAAUUGUUGGCUGAAAAAGCAUUUUUGGAAAAUUAAAGUC
Phycodurus eques (leafy seadragon) is the source of this 2732-nucleotide messenger RNA. It is a transcript of the gene msx3, whose product is annotated as muscle segment homeobox 3. The record is from RefSeq and is a predicted model, not a curated record. Bases 1148 to 1915 code for a protein of 255 amino acids. Lineage: Eukaryota; Metazoa; Chordata; Actinopteri; Syngnathiformes; Syngnathidae. Gene Ontology annotation, biological process: regulation of transcription by RNA polymerase II; embryonic morphogenesis. Gene Ontology annotation, molecular function: RNA polymerase II transcription regulatory region sequence-specific DNA binding; DNA-binding transcription factor activity, RNA polymerase II-specific. The transcript is spliced from 2 exons. Gene Ontology annotation, cellular component: nucleus.